CAUCAAACUCGGCGCUGAAGUCCAAAUACCAGCAAGCAAACGUGGAUCCAAUUCCAAGGAAUUGAAUACUUCUUCAUCGACUGGUAUUCAUCUCUUCGACACAAUCAUCAAUCAAACAAAGGUCAGCCAUGGCAUUGGGCAUGGCAGUGGUGGCCAUGGCCAAACCCUCAUCCUUCUCCAUCAGCGCUGACCGCUCAAGCUCUCUCGAUUUCUCCUCUGAUUGCGCUACCAGUAACGCUCGCUCCAUGAGGAAUCUCGUCUUCGUCGUCAACCCCCGAGGUGCUAAUGGACGGACUGGAAAGGAGUGGAAGAAGCUGCUUCCGUAUCUCACCACUCGGCUUGGCAAUCGCUGCAAUAUAUGCGAGUCCAUCACGUCUGGUCCUUCUCAUGCUGAAGACUUAACAAGGGAGGCAAUAAGAGAUGGUGCUGAUGCUGUUAUAGCUGUUGGUGGCGAUGGUACUCUUCAUGAGGUUGUGAAUGGGUUCUUUUCGGAAAGACACCCAGUUGAACUUGAACAUCAAAGCAGACAUUCUACUGCCCUUGGACUCAUUCCACUGGGGACUGGAUCAGAUUUUGCUAGGACAUUUGGCUGGAAAAAUGAUCCAUAUGAGGCAAUUGAGCGGAUUGUGAGAGGAUUCAGAUCUAGAAUAGAUGUUGGUGUUAUUACUGGGACAAAUGGAAAUCAACAUUUCUUCAUUAAUGUUGCUGAUAUUCAUUUAAGUGCAAAAGCGGGUUAUUUUGCUUCCAAAUAUAAAAGAUUUGGAAAUCUAUGCUAUGUUAUUGGGGCUUUAAGAGCCUUUAUUGGACAUAACAAUCAGGACCUCAAAAUCAAGUUCAAUGGAGGGGAGUGGGAGGUUUUCCAGAAAGUCACCGCCAUUUGCAUUGGAAAUGCAAAAUUCUUUGGUGGUGGCAUGAAGAUCACUCCAACAGCUGAUCCAUCAAGUGGAGAACUUGAGGUGGUUAUUCUUCAGGACUUCAAAUGGUAUGAUUUUGUGUUUAAGCUGCACAAUCUGUACAGAGGAUCACAUUUAUCUGAGAAAACUGUGCAUUCGAAAAGUGUGAAGUCUAUUGAAGUCAUGGAGGUGACUCCCACUGGUUUGACCUACGUACAGUCAGAUGGUGAACACUUUGGAUUCCUACCAGCAAAGUUCUUUGUUUUGCCUGCAGCUAUCGAAUUCUUCAGCUAAUGUAUCAAUUCUUCACUCCAUCUACAAAAUUUCAUUGUAUGAAUUUCAUAAGGAUUCUGUUAACGAAAUCUGUCGAUCAUCCAAUUACAGAAUUCACACUUGCUUGUUCUAUGUAAUUGUUGGUGGGGUUAUUCCAGUGAUUUGAGCAGUCAAUGCAGAAAGGAACUAUUGUCAUAUAGAGGGACAUUGCAAGGAUCAAAAUGGUUGCCCUGCAAACAAUGGAAAUUGCAUGUGUGUUUGGUUAUUAUUUGGUAUUAUUUGUCAUGUUACCAGAUUUCCUUUUCUGUUUCUUAUGCAGUACUAACAUGCAUGGUCUGUUAUUGGAGGGGGCAAAGAAGCUUUUGCCUGUCCUUUUGAACAUGCUUCACUCACACACAAGAUGUAAAUCAUGAUGCAUCACUGAAAGGAUCCAAGAUGAGGCAGAAAAGGGCAUUUAACAACAUUUUCUUUCUUUUGCUUAUCCAUUUAUCCUUCUCCAUUCAAUCAAACUUUGUUUAAAAGAGAUUAGAAAAAUCUCUCUUUCAAAAAUAUUUAGUAACCUGCUGUUAUUUCCUAUGGUGAUGGUGGGGCUGUGUUAUUUAUUAUUAUUAUUAUUAUUAUUUGUUA
This is a messenger RNA of Dioscorea cayenensis subsp. rotundata (Guinea yam), 1793 nucleotides long. Its product is annotated as sphingoid long-chain bases kinase 2, mitochondrial. The record is from RefSeq and is a predicted model, not a curated record. Lineage: Eukaryota; Viridiplantae; Streptophyta; Magnoliopsida; Dioscoreales; Dioscoreaceae. Gene Ontology annotation, cellular component: TIM22 mitochondrial import inner membrane insertion complex. Gene Ontology annotation, biological process: protein insertion into mitochondrial inner membrane; phosphorylation; phospholipid biosynthetic process. The coding region runs from base 129 to 1187 and encodes 352 amino acids. The transcript has 13 exons. Gene Ontology annotation, molecular function: kinase activity; ATP binding.